This is a messenger RNA of Sardina pilchardus (European sardine), 2701 nucleotides long. It is a transcript of the gene st8sia3, whose product is annotated as ST8 alpha-N-acetyl-neuraminide alpha-2,8-sialyltransferase 3. Gene Ontology annotation, biological process: oligosaccharide metabolic process; N-glycan processing. Gene Ontology annotation, molecular function: alpha-N-acetylneuraminate alpha-2,8-sialyltransferase activity. The coding region runs from base 324 to 1451 and encodes 375 amino acids. The transcript is spliced from 4 exons. The record is from RefSeq and is a predicted model, not a curated record. Lineage: Eukaryota; Metazoa; Chordata; Actinopteri; Clupeiformes; Clupeidae.
UUUAAAAAUCCGGCGAAGUCAAUUAAUUGGAUACGAAAAGGCUUGCAUCUCGAGGAGGCAUUAUUCCCAAUAGCAUUUAUCUUCCGCAACGGGGAAACGGAAUGGCAGCUCCGCUCCGGUACGAGUGCGAGGAUGCGGAGGCUGAGCGAAGACGAAUUAACCAAGCAAGCAGCUGCCAUUUCGACUCCUCCACUUCCGAUCUCUGAGAUGAUGUGCCGGAGGACGUCGAACGCCUCGUGCUAAAGUAUGCUCGCUUCUCCUCUUUGGCUACGCGACUCUCUCAUCCUUGGCGGCGCAUAAGCAGGGAAUGACAACACGCCAAGAUGGUCCGCAUAAUCAGUGUGCUGGGUCUGAUCAUGUUCAGUGUGGCGCUGCUCAUACUGUCAUUGAUCAGCUACGUGUCAAUAAAAAAAGAUUUCAUCUUCACGGCCCCAAAAUACGCAAGUUCGGGUGGGCCGCGGAUGUACUUGUUCCAUGCUGGAUUCCGGUCCCAGUUGGCUAUGAAGUUCCUGGAUCCAGCUUUUACAUCACUCAACUCUGCCCUGAAUGAAGAUCUGCAGGGCAAGCCAUCCAACUGGAAGUUUAAUAGGACGGCAUAUUUACAGCAAAGCAAAGAGAUUGCUCAGUACAUCGAUGUCCCACACAACUUUACCCUCACCAAAGCCAGCGUGCGUGUGGGGCAGCUGAUGCACUAUGACUACUCCAGCCACAAGUACGUCUUCUCCAUCGGGGAGAACCUCCGCUCGCUGCUGCCCGAGAUCUCCCCCAUCCUCAACAAGCGCUACAACACCUGUGCCGUGGUGGGCAACAGCGGCAUCCUGACGGGCAGCCGCUGUGGGCCCGAAAUCGACAAGUUCGACUACGUCUUCCGCUGCAACUUUGCUCCCACGGAGGUGUUCCGCAAGGACGUGGGCCGCCGCACCAACCUGACCACCUUCAACCCCAGCAUCCUGGAGAAGUACUACAACAACCUGCUGACCAUCCAGGACCGCAACAACUUCUUCCUCAGCCUGAAGAAACUGGACGGGGCCAUCCUCUGGAUCCCGGCCUUCUUCUUUCACACCUCGGCCACUGUCACGCGCACCCUGGUGGACUUCUUUGUGGAGCACAAGGGCCAGCUGAAGGUGCAGUUGGCCUGGCCAGGCAACAUUAUGCAGUACGUCAACCGAUACUGGAAAAACAAGCAGCUGUCCCCCAAGCGGCUGAGCACGGGCAUCCUGAUGUACACGCUGGCCUCCUCGCUCUGCGACCAGAUCCACCUGUACGGCUUCUGGCCCUUCGGCUGGGACCCCAACACGGGCAAGGAGCUGCCCUACCACUACUACGACAAGAAGGGCACCAAGUUCACCACCAAGUGGCAGGAGUCCCACCAGCUGCCCACCGAGUUCAAGCUGCUCUUCAAGAUGCACACGGAAGGGCUCCUGAAACUCACACUGACCCACUGUGCUUAGAGAGAGCGACGGAUGACGACAGAGACUGCGAAAGAGAGAGAGAGACAGAGGAAGCAAGGGUGCUAGAAAGAGCCAGAAGGAAAGAGAGAAAGAGACGGGCCUCUCAUCCUCCUCCUCAUCUUCCUCCUCUUCUCGAUCCCACUCUAUCCAGUCCAGUCAUGCCAUACUCUGACAGAGGGGGAGCGGAGUCACACAGUCGCCAUCCUCCUCCCGCUAGCAGACAUAGCAGUUAGCAGCAACAACCAGUGUGCAUAUGAGCCAACAGAGGCAGGGAGGGGGGGAACCGUAUCAGCAAAUCCAUAGAACACAAGGCAGCGUAUCCACUCUAGCUGUGGGGAUUGGUGGAGGAUGCCCUAUGUACAGAGACGUACUGUAUGUGUGCAGCAGAGGAGGCCAGCAGUAAACCAAAUAGCUUCUGCUGUAGAAGGCAACGCAGAUUUGAUUUAGGACUAAAUGCAUAACCUUUAGCUACAGAUGUAGUAUGUUGCCAUUCACAUGCUUUCAGUUUCUUUCUCAGGACCAAAUGAUGCAUAUAGAUUGUAGAAUGAAGUUACGCAACUUAGAUAACAGCAAACAUCUUCUCAGAGUUCCUGCUGGUAUUUAACUUCCUUGAACUAACUUGAAUCCAUAUUAACUGAAAAAUAGAGCGGAAAUGUACAUUAACAUUUAAUGGCAUGUGUUAUUGGCAUGCUUCAGUAAUCCACAAAGGGCCCCAAGGCCCAUUAACAUGCAAACUAAUUCUAUUUAGAUGAUAUGUUUUGAUAGAUAUAUAGAUAGAUAGAUAUAAGGCUUGUUUUCUGUUAGCGAAAUAGUCCGUCCGUGGCCAGGGCUUUGUGUUGGUGCUCUCAUUGAUCCUCUGUGAGAAGUUUGAGCAGAUAUUUGCACCACUGAGCAUGACAUGAGUGUGACCCCAGUAUGCCAGAUUCUCUCUGUCACAGUAUGCCCUCACUCCAUCUAACCUCAUCCCACUAAUGCAUUCUCUGUGUGUGUGUGUGUGUGUGUGUGUGUGUGUGUGUGUGUGUGUGUGCAGCAGUAGAUGUACUUGAAUGUAUGAAUACGUGAGAGUGUCCAUGUAUGCCCUGCCAGGGUUUGUACUUCCCAUGUUUUUGUUUCAGUUGAAGAUUUGCAGAGGAAAGAAAAUCUGAUUUCACACCAUCAGAGGACAUCAUUAAAUACAGAGGACCUCAGGCAGUCCAUAUUUCACAUGUUCAUCUGCAGCGUCGGAGCAUAUCCCUGUGUGUGUGUGUGUG